AUGGGACGCCCUCGGCCGCUCCCGCUGCGGGUCCCGGCGCGUCUCCUGCGCUCCGCCCAGCAGCGGCUGGGGUCCCCGGGAUUUCGUUACAUCGCAGCUUGCCGGCUUCCACCGGCGGAGUUCACGAUUCUAGGGGAGGAGCUGAAAACUCGCUUUUCUAACGAACUCCCGGCAUUUCUGAUGCUGCGAGCCGCGGCUCCACGCCCCGAGACCCGCCCCUCUGGAGAGCGCCGUCUGCUUUUGCUCCGCCCUCGCCGGCCCCCGCGGCACCCCGAACCCAGUGAGCGGAGACAAGGGGAAGGCCCGGGCUUUGUGACGUCACAGGCGCCCCGGACGGUUGCCCGGGCGACGCUGUCCACGCCGAGCCCCGCGCUCAGCGCAGAGAACUGCGGCGGCGAGGAGGCUUCGGAGCCCUCCGGUGAGGAGCUCCUUCAGCCAAGGCGCAGCUUUGCGUUGGCUUCAGCCAGGAUGUCCAAGAAACUGCUCAUUGUGACCCCUGACAGCAAGACGGAUGACAGAAGGAGACGCCAAGAAGGCAGAUACACUGUGUCUCCCAGGACACCAUCCCCAGCGAUGCCUGAGCCCGAGAAGGCGCCAGCGGGUUCGGCCAGGUGGACGCCCAGUGAGUACCCGUCCCAGCCCAUCCUCUCCAGCCCCACGCCCGGAAGCUGCGCGCAGGUCCCCCGGGGCGAGUGCAUGGAGGAAGCUUCUGACCCAGGUCCUGGGGGGACCGGGAUGGGGGCAGACGAGACAGAUCAUGAGAACGCUCCCAGCCGUUCAGCCAAUCCUUUCCACAUCCCUAAAGAUGUGGAUUUCUUCUUGCUCAGAGAGCAGGAGCGGAGAAGAGCUUUCUUAGAGCGGCAACAGAAGAAGGUGAUGCAGGUGCACGAGAAGAUGACCUACUCGUCCAUGAUGUCGGCCAAGCACAGCCACAUGCGGCGGGAGCUGCAGCUGGAGGACAAGGCCGAGGAGCAGGAGCUGCAUGAGAAGGUGGAGGAGCUGCGCGCCCUGCCCAACGUGGCCUGGAAGCUCGCCGCGACCAAAGAACAGAAGCUGCGGUCCGACAGCAUCAGAAACUACAUCAUGGAGCAGCGACAGAUGUCCCUCAUCCAGUACGCACUGAACAUGAAGCAGAGGGAGAUCCAGCGCCUCGACAUGGUGGCCACCAAGGAGGAGGCCAGGCUGGCGCAGGCCGAGAAGUCCCUGGAGAAGGACAAGUCCCUCUUUGACGAGUUCCUCAGGGAGAAUGACCAGAGCUGCGUGCACGCCAUUAAUGAGGCUGAGAAGGAGACCAAAACCAAGAUGGAGAAGAACCUUGAAAUACAGGAACUCACCACCCAGAUCACAAAUAUCAAAAGCGAAAUCUCCAAAGUGGAAGACACCCUGCAGCAGUACAAGGCCUACAAGGAUUUCCUCUACAAACUGUCGCCCAAGGAGUGGCUGGAGGAACAGGAGAAGAAGCACCUGGCCAUCAGAAAGGCCAGGGAGGCUGCCGAGCUCGCCAAAGAGAGUGGUACAGCUUCCCGCCCUGGGGACAGAGGACCAGGCACCAAAGGCAAGGUCUUGUCCCUGUGGACGCGAGACGCUCAGGGCACAAAGAAGCCCUCGAAGUUUCUGCAGGUGGCAAGGCUGGGGCAGUUCCUGGCCAAAAGCGUCAGCCCAGCAAGUGCGCAUGGCGAGCUGGACUCCAGCAGGUCAACCCUUGGCGUCCCCACCCACGAGGACAUCGACAGCGACAGGGAGGAGCUGCCGCUGUACUUCACGGAGCCGCAGCAGCUCCUGGACGAGUUCGUGCAGCUGGAGGAGCAGAACCUGUCGCUGAUCCAGAACCGCCAGGAGAUGGAGGAGGCCCUGGAGGAGCUGAGCCUCAGCCUGAAGAACACACAGCUGCGCAUGGACAGGGAGGUCAACCAGCUGAAGCAGCUCAUCAACACGCUGACCAGGUCCAUCAUCAAGGAGGAAGAGACGGCCGCCGAGCUGGAGCUCAAAGCCCGGGUCUUCCACUUCGGGGAGUACAUGGGUGACGAGCAGGACAAGCUGCUGGAGAGCCUGAACCGCAAGGUGCUGGACGUGUACCACCGCUGUGUCGGCAGCCAGCAGGAGGCCAACCUGAGCACCGUGCAGAUGCUGGCCAUCAUUGAGCACCAGCUCAACGAGCUGCUCGAGAACCUGGAGCGCGUGCCCCAGUCCAAGGUCGAGCAGGUGGAGAAGGCCAAGGAGAAGGAGCGGCGCCUGAGGCUGCGGGAGGAGACGGUGAGGUUGCAGAAGCAGCUACAGGAGGAGCGACUGCAGCGGGCCCAGGCCCGGGCCCAAGCCGAGAUCAAGAAGAAGAGAGGCAGAAAGCUGCUGUGCCGCUCCCAGCCGCCGACUGUCAAGACCAAGGGCACCCCGAAGCACAAGCAGGCGGAAAACGAGGAGGACGAUGAGCUGCUGUUCUUCUUCACUUAA
Lepus europaeus (European hare) is the source of this 2448-nucleotide messenger RNA. It is a transcript of the gene CFAP100, whose product is annotated as cilia and flagella associated protein 100. The record is from RefSeq and is a predicted model, not a curated record. NCBI's taxonomy places the organism in Eukaryota, Metazoa, Chordata, Mammalia, Lagomorpha, Leporidae. Gene Ontology annotation, cellular component: ciliary basal body.